Molecule: messenger RNA, 786 nt
Organism: Ylistrum balloti
Lineage: Eukaryota; Metazoa; Mollusca; Bivalvia; Pectinida; Pectinidae
Exons: 2
Coding region: 1-786 (261 amino acids)
Molecular function (GO): hydrolase activity, acting on ester bonds
Source: RefSeq, a predicted model, not a curated record
AUGAAUGCCUGCGUGGAGCCAGAAGACCGGGAGUACUGGAAGAAAUCUUACACUGCUUCCCCAAGCAUGUUGAAGGUGGUGGAAUUACCUGUAGCAUUUGAUGCACACUUCCAUCCCGAUCGCAUCAUCAAGGCUAUGGGCCUGUCCCAGGGAACAUCAUUUGAAUAUGUUUUGGCGGGAACAGCUGUGGAGAGUGGGAAGGAACUUGACCUGGUUGGGUCGUGUGUGUCCUUCUGUUAUCCCUAUACCUAUCCGACCGGGCGGAGUCUUCUUGACCUUCCAGAGGAUAUGGUAGUUGAUGUAGGACUCCACCCCAAACACCAUUUCCGUCACCAGAAAGACGAAGAUGACUCUUUCCGGAAGUUAAAGGAGCUUUCUUGGCUAAGAAGAGUCACUGCAAUAGGUGAGGUGGGUUUGGACCAGACAGAGCCACGAAGGCGCUCGCCAGAACAGAUGGACCUACUGCGGAGGAUAUACUUGCAUUGCUUCUCUGGAGACGAGUAUGUCCUUAGCCAGUGGUCAGCAGAGUUUCCCAACCUGUACCUUGGAUUUACCCGCAUGGUCCAGUCUUUCUCCGGCCCACGGAUUCGUGCCCUGAAAGCAGUUACGGCAGACAAGAUCGUUUGUGGAGACAGAUGCCCCAUAUUUUGUGGGAGCAGGUCAAAUGUUGCUCCGAAUCAGCUAUAUUCAGUGGUGGAGAUAAUUGCUCCAAUUCGACAGAUCCAUGUGAAUGUCCUUCUGAAGACAUCAGCCGAGAAUGCCAGGAGACUAUUCAAUCAACAGUGA